Messenger RNA from Cuculus canorus (common cuckoo), 1003 nucleotides. RefSeq names its product mitochondrial ribosomal protein L32 (gene MRPL32). Gene Ontology annotation, biological process: translation. The record is from RefSeq and is a predicted model, not a curated record. The coding region runs from base 49 to 609 and encodes 186 amino acids. Gene Ontology annotation, cellular component: mitochondrial large ribosomal subunit. The transcript has 3 exons. NCBI's taxonomy places the organism in Eukaryota, Metazoa, Chordata, Aves, Cuculiformes, Cuculidae. Gene Ontology annotation, molecular function: structural constituent of ribosome.
GCCACAGCCCGCCUUUUCCCCUUGGCCUCUGCGGGGCCGUGAGGGGAUAUGGCUACCUUGGUGGUGCUCUUCUCUCCGCUGCCGCGGCUGCGCGGCCUCCUACAGCGCUGCUGGGGGCGGCUGGAGCAUGGCCUCCUGCCGGGUGUUUCUGGGGGCCACAGCUCGCCAUGGGGACCAGCACUGGCUGUUCAAGCUCCAGCCCUUCUUCCACAGCCAGUAAAUGACACUAGUGAAAGUCAUGAGGCACCAAGCUUGUUGGACAGCAUCUUGUGGAUGGCAGCGCCAAAGAAAAGGCGAACCAUUGAAGUGAACCGCUGCAGGAGAAGAAAUCCCACUAAGCUUAUAAAAGUUAAGAGGAACAUAGAUGUUUGCCCUGAGUGUGGAAAUUUGAAACAGAAACACGUCCUUUGUGGCUAUUGUUAUGCAAAGGUUAAAGCAGAAACUCGACUGAUACGGAUGGAAAUAGGUAAAAAGGAAGGAGGACCGUUUAAUGCUCCAACUGUAGAGACUGUCGUGCUUUAUGAUGGAGAAAAGCCCACAGAAAAAGAUGAAGGCAAGCGGAUCAUUGAAAGACCCAGGAAGCGUCCAUCUUGGUUUGUUCAAAAUUGAUGCUGUAGAAUUAACACUAACAAAGGCAGUUGCUACUGUAAGAAAGAUCAUGAUCUUCAAGAAUGUUUUCCAUGUUUUGUUCACUCAAUCUUGGUACAGAAAACCCAGGAACUUUUGGGAGGCCUGUUUGAACUGCAUGUAAUGCCAUAUGAUUUUGCAGUCAGAUGUUGUUUCUAUAGCAUGCAGUGGGAAAUGCUCCUCAGUGAGACAUAAUAUCAGUCAACAAUUAAAGAGAAAUCAGGGACUGCCUUGGAUUUGGACAUCUGCAUAGAGUACACUGAACAAUUUGUAUGCUAAUGUUCUAUGCUGGUUUUGUAAGUAACCUUUUUUAAUAAAGGGAAAACAUUCACAGAUGUGAAAUAAAAUAUAUUAAGUUUCUUAGGGAAAUUUGCUU